Molecule: messenger RNA, 558 nt
Organism: Paramecium octaurelia
Lineage: Eukaryota; Ciliophora; Oligohymenophorea; Peniculida; Parameciidae
Source: the annotation of a GenBank genome assembly
AUGGAAUAUAAAACCAUAAAUUAUGAACAAGGAAAGAUCGAAUAUGGAAGUGAAGAAAUAUAUGUUUCCAUCAUAUCCAAAUUUAUCAAUAUGACCUUUGAAAAAUAACUACAAGAAUUGUACUUAGCUGUCUAAUUGCUUGAUUAAAAAAGGAUGGAGAAGGCGUGCUUUGUUCUCAAGGGUAGUGUAGGGUAAAUCGCUAUUAAUUAAGGCAGGAAGAUAGAUCCUUGCAUUUGAUUAUCUAUAAAAAACAAAUGCAUUAUAUGAUAUUGCCAAGAAACAAUAGCCUCAUACUGACAGAGACAUCAUUGAUUUGUAUCACAGAUAUUUUGACUUGAUUGAUGCCAGCAUUUUAUUGGCAGAUGAAUUGUCCAUGGCUGCUAAGCAAUUGAUUAAUAUUACAGAAAUUUAAUCAUAUAGUAAAUUUCAUUACCAAGCAUAGGGGAUACGAUUCGGCCCAAGUAUAUCGAAUUUAUGUAAAGAUACAUUUAAGAAUACAGCAAGCCAAGUAAUAAUUAAUAACGAUGUUAGUAAUGCAAGGAAUGCAUCAUAUUUUGA